Molecule: messenger RNA, 575 nt
Organism: Osmia bicornis bicornis
Lineage: Eukaryota; Metazoa; Arthropoda; Insecta; Hymenoptera; Megachilidae
Gene: SmD2
Product: probable small nuclear ribonucleoprotein Sm D2
Exons: 3
Coding region: 146-508 (120 amino acids)
Biological process (GO): RNA splicing; spliceosomal snRNP assembly
Cellular component (GO): precatalytic spliceosome; U5 snRNP; U1 snRNP
Molecular function (GO): RNA binding
Source: RefSeq, a predicted model, not a curated record
CUGUGUUCACUGCAAACUGAAAAAGUUUAUGAAAAUACAUUUUGUAUUGACUUGAAUUCAAAACGCAAUCACUUACAUUGUAAGAACAAUACUUCUGAGUGGAGGAUUUUAUUAAUAUUUUUCGUUAUUGGAAAACAUCUUCAAAAUGUCCUCUUUAACUAAACCCAAAUCCGAGAUGACACCAGAGGAAUUAGCUAAAAGAGAGGAAGAAGAAUUUAAUACUGGACCACUUUCAGUACUGACACAAUCAGUUAAAAAUAAUACUCAAGUUUUAAUUAAUUGUAGGAACAACAAAAAAUUGUUGGGAAGGGUAAAAGCAUUUGACAGGCACUGUAAUAUGGUUUUGGAAAAUGUAAAAGAAAUGUGGACUGAACUUCCACGUACAGGCAAAGGGAAAAAGAAGGCAAAACCAGUGAACAAAGACAGAUUUAUAUCAAAAAUGUUCUUAAGAGGGGAUUCUGUUAUUCUAGUUUUAAGAAAUCCUCUAGCAACUGCAUCAGGAAAAUAAUUUUUGUAUAAAUUUACUAUUUGUAAUAAAAAUGAUUGAUAAUAAAAUUUUUACUAUAAGCUAGAAA